This is a messenger RNA of Suillus discolor, 1212 nucleotides long. RefSeq lists its product as uncharacterized. The record is from RefSeq and is a predicted model, not a curated record. Lineage: Eukaryota; Fungi; Basidiomycota; Agaricomycetes; Boletales; Suillaceae. The transcript is spliced from 6 exons. Bases 1 to 1212 code for a protein of 403 amino acids.
AUGGUAUAUACAGUCCCCCUCAUCAUAUUCAUGGACGAUGUUUCUGGUAACAUAUCCAAACAAUGGAAUAAACAUCACGCGAUUUAUAUGUCGAACACAAAUUUACCCCAUGAGAUGCUGGAGAAAGAAUUCUUUGUACGCUUUGUUACAUCUUCGCCUCAUGUUGCUCCCAUGGAACUCAUGCGGGCAAUGAAACAAUCAAUUUCAUUUGUUGCUACAUCUGGUGUCGUCGCAUGGGAUUGCAAAGAUAACGAAGAAGUCUUGCUGAUUCCAUGCGGGCUUUUCCUUGCUGGGGACAAUCCCAUGCAGGCAGAGGAGUGCAGCCACGCAGGGCUAAAUUGUAAUUAUUUCUGUCGGACGUGCGACAUUGGUGGAACAAAAGAAUUCAAGGCAUCUGAGGAUGGUUAUAGUAGCCUGUUCACGUCAGGAAAUCUGCGAACACCAGAAAGCACUGCAACGAACAUCCGACAGCAGUUUGAGACAGCAUUGAAGUCUGGUGCGACAGAGAAAAUCAAGAAUUUGGUGUCGACAAUGGGUAUUCGUGAUACGGCCUCCAUCUCUAUCAUCAACACCCUUGUGGAACUUGAAAAGAAGCUCCGAAAACGUGUGGCUGGCAACACAGUCGACGACACCAUCAACCCGUUGUUGGGGAUGGAUGGUCUCAAUAUGCACAUGGACACACCAACGGAAAUCCUGCAUACAGUGCUACUUGGUGUUGUCAAGUACUUCUGGGGACAAACUGUAUUUUUACUCGAAAAAGCAAAGCUUAUGGACGUUUUUCAGACCCGUCUCCAUUCUGUCGAUACUGAUGGACUGAAUGUUCUGUGCCUGGGUGCGGAUUACAUUUGCCAUUAUAAAGGUAGCCUGAUUGGAAAGCAUUUCAAGAGCUUGGCACAAGUGAUGCCAUUCUUAAUUUAUGACCUUGUGCCUUCAACUGUUCUCGACACAUGGACCAUCAUCGGAGAACUUGUCGUGCUUGUAUGGCACACCAACAUAUUGAAUACGGAAGCUUAUCUUGUAAGUUUAUAUGCAAAUAUAGAUUCUAGCAAUCGUCAAGCGCCGAGCCAUGACAGCUGCAGAACCUUCGCUCACCAAGACAUCAUCAAGCAUGUGGCCACUGGUGGAUAUUGGUACAACCCCAAGGCAGAAAAAUGGGUUCAGGCAGGUCCAGUGGUCAUUGGGUACCUGCACGAUCACCCAGAGCAAGCCUGA